UAAUCACAACGGAUACAAAAGAUAUUAUCGCCAAUAAUGAAUUGACAAUUCAAAAACUGUUAUUAGAAUUACAAGAUGACCUUAAAAAGACUAAAUCUUGUUAUAAUCAAAGUCGUGAUUCAUGGUUAGGCAUACAAAAUGCAUCUAAAGUAACAACGGAUAAUAAUCAAACAGCAACAACAAAAUUAGUCAUAGCAAAUGCGUUAGAUAAUGUAAAAAACGAAAUAUCAAUGUAUCGUUUGGCGUUAGAUAAAAUAUCGCAAGUAAGAAAUUUACAAAUUCAAAUAGCAAAUGUCACAAAGAAUAAUAUUGAUAUUAAUCGUAGUCAUACGACAAGACGAGGUCUCGCUGAUCUUUUAUCCCAUAUGGCCUAUGUUCUUGCAAUAUUUUAUGGUAAUGAAAAUGGUGACGAUCCACCGCCGUUAUGCGGUGCUAUACCAGCGAAUUCAAAUCAUAUUUGUCAUGUGGGAGAUAAAAUAGCCGGUUUCGUUGAGAGUGAAGAUGGUGACGAUAAUUGGAUUUUAGCGGAAAUAGCUAAAGUACAUUCCACGUCAACAACUCAAUCAGCGAAUAAAGUCAAAUACGAUAUUGUUGAUAUUGAUGCAGCUGAGCCCGGUAAGGGACGAUAUAAUCAAAUAAGUUCAAAAAAUAUUAUACCAUUGCCGCAAUGGAGAGCUUGUCCAUUAACAUGUGAAAAAGCUCUGUUUCCUCGACGAACUAUUGUCUUGGCUUUGUAUCCACAAACAAGUUGUUUUUACAAAGGAGUUGUUGAAAGUGUUCCGAGAAUUGGAAAAGAUAGUUAUAGUAUCAUAUUUGAAGACUCAUCCU
Molecule: messenger RNA, 828 nt
Organism: Didymodactylos carnosus
Lineage: Eukaryota; Metazoa; Rotifera; Eurotatoria; Philodinida; Philodinidae
Source: the annotation of a GenBank genome assembly